ACAUCCACCCGUCGCCCAGGCCAUGUAUCCGACAAACUGGACAUCUGUCGGUGAGAUUGUCCUCUUGGGAUUUCGGAAUCUCCACAACUUCAAGUUUCCCCUCUUCUCUCUGUUCCUUCUGAUUUACAUUAUGACACUUUCAGAGAAUCUCCUCAUCAUAGCGUUGGUGGGAUCCAGCCGAAACCUCCAGUCCCCCAUGUACUUCUUUCUCCAACAGUUGUCCCUCUCCGAUCUUCUGGGCUCUACAAAUAUCUUACCCAUCUUGCUCCAAACUGUCAUAAAUGAAGGAGCGGUGGUUUCCCUUGUUGGCUGUAUUACACAAAUGUAUAUUUUUGGUGGUUCGGAAACGUUUGAGUGUUUGCUUCUAGCAGUAAUGUCCUACGACAGAUAUGUGGCCAUCUGCAACCCUCUGAGAUACACUUCUAUAAUGUCCCACCGGGUUUGUGUUGGAUUAAUACUCCUGUCGUGGCUACUUGGCUUUGGUAUUAUACUGAUUAUUGUGUAUAUGGUAGGGAAACUACAGUUCUGCAAGCACAAUACUAUCAACCAUUUCUUUUGUGAUUUCACGCCCCUUCUAGAACUUUCCUGCUCAGACACUUUUUUCUUACUGCAAAUAGAUAUAAUCUUCUCCAUUCCGUUAGUUAUUUGUCCCUUUAUAUUCAUCAUUGGAUCCUAUAUCUGUAUUGCCCAUGAAAUCCUAAAGAUAGUGUCCAGUAUUGGGAGACAAAAAGCCUUCUCCACCUGCAGCUCCCACUUGGCCGUGGUCUCCAUAUUUUUUGGGACUCUAACUGCCAUUUAUGUGGUUCCCCCCAGAAAAGACUCACAGACCAUAAGCAAAGUUCUCUCUCUGUUGUACGCCGUAGCGAUUCCCUUGGUUAACCCAGUUAUUUACAGCUUGAGAAGUAAAGAAAUGAAAGACACCCUGGAAAAAUGUCUAAGGAAAUAA
This is a messenger RNA of Xenopus tropicalis (tropical clawed frog), 946 nucleotides long. RefSeq names its product olfactory receptor family 11 subfamily AN member 6 (gene or11an6). Gene Ontology annotation, biological process: signal transduction; G protein-coupled receptor signaling pathway; detection of chemical stimulus involved in sensory perception of smell. The transcript has a single exon. The record is from RefSeq and is a predicted model, not a curated record. NCBI's taxonomy places the organism in Eukaryota, Metazoa, Chordata, Amphibia, Anura, Pipidae. Bases 23 to 946 code for a protein of 307 amino acids. Gene Ontology annotation, cellular component: plasma membrane; membrane. Gene Ontology annotation, molecular function: G protein-coupled receptor activity; olfactory receptor activity.